CUCACUUUCCACUUUCUUUCUCUCUUUCUUUCUUUCUUUCUUUCCUUUUUCUUUUUCUUUUUUCUUUUUGCCUAAACCCAAAAUGGCGAUCACAAAGACAACCAAAAGCCCACAAACGGCGGUGCUGAAACACCUACUGAAACGCUGCUCCAGCUUAGGCAGAAAUAAGACCCAUUACGACCAACCUGGUCUCCCUUUCGACGUCCCCAAAGGCCAUUUUGUUGUCUACGUUGGUCAACACCGAACAAGACACAUUGUCCCCAUCAAAUUUCUCGACCAUCCUCCCUUCCAAAUCUUGCUCCAACAAGCCGCUGAAGAAUUUGGGUUCGAUCAUGACAGAGGCCUCACUAUUCCUUGCGAUGAACAAGUCUUUCUAGCCUUAACUUCUUCCCUUCUUACUCAACUUUAAAUUCACAUAUAUAUAUAUAUAUAUAUAUAUAACUUAGUAGUUAGUGUUUCUUUUUUCUUUUUCUUUUUUGUUAUUCUGGCUUAAAUGAUGAAGCUGCUGCACUUGCUUCUCUGCCAUAUAAUACUUUGAAAUUGAAUCUGAAGAAAGGAAGAAGAAAAAGCCACGACUCCCAAUGAAGCAAAAAAUUUGGGGAAAUGGAAAAUUUGACUAAUGACAGUAAAAGAGUGGAAAUGGGGUUGUUUGUUUGUUUGUUAUUGUGAAUGUGAAUUUCUCUGUCUUUUAAUCCACUAAUUUAGUCACUGAUUUUAAGGGUUUUGUCUA
Cucumis melo (muskmelon) is the source of this 730-nucleotide messenger RNA. RefSeq names its product protein SMALL AUXIN UP-REGULATED RNA 12. NCBI's taxonomy places the organism in Eukaryota, Viridiplantae, Streptophyta, Magnoliopsida, Cucurbitales, Cucurbitaceae. The record is from RefSeq and is a predicted model, not a curated record. Gene Ontology annotation, biological process: response to auxin. Bases 83 to 409 code for a protein of 108 amino acids. The transcript has a single exon.